AUGUCCCGACCGUUCCUAUCACAGUCAGCUGCUCGGCGACUGUCCCGACAGUCCAGCCGACUGUUCUCAACGUCUCGGCCCGCGACACGCUUCUCCGCUUGCUCCGUCGGCGAAGCUACCUUGGACCGGCGGACACCUACAAGCGCCAAACAGACGUCUCCAUGCCAUCCCUUAAUUCGGAGAGCCUCCGUUCGACCUCCUUUUUCCUACCAACAAGCUGCUCCUUUCUCCUCAUCGGCUGCCUGCUCAGCCACCAAGGUCCUACAAAAUCCGAGGACCGGAGACGAAGGCGAACCACUGAUGAUCAGUAUAUCGCCACGCGCUGUGGAGCUUCGGGACCAUCUGUAUCAGUCUGGUUUAGUCCUCAGCACAUACGACCAUAGGGUGUGGAGAACAGGGCUUCCCGUCCGCUCAGCCGUACUUAAGCCACACGCCGGUCAGUUAGUACUAUGGUGGCGCUUGCGUGAAAUUACAGAUCCUUCUUCAUCACCUUCCGCCACAAAGGAAGAAAACCCCUACAACCACCUCCGCAUUACCGUCACUAGCGGCGGCUGCCAUGGUUUCCAGUACAUAAUGUCGCUCGAGUCCGCAGCCAAGAUCGACCCCGAAGAAGACACAGUCUUCGAGGGCGAGGCCGAGGGCGCCGAAGCAGAUGCCCGUGGUGAAGCAAAGGUUGUCUUGGAUGAACCCUCCCUAGAGCUGCUUUCAGGCAGCACGGUGGAUUAUACUACAGAGCUCAUUGGCAGCCAAUUCAAGAUUGUGGAUAAUCCCCGAGCCUCAAGUAAUUGUGGCUGUGGGACGAGUUUCGAUGUCAUGGGUUAA
Messenger RNA from Penicillium chermesinum, 822 nucleotides. The record is from RefSeq and is a predicted model, not a curated record. NCBI's taxonomy places the organism in Eukaryota, Fungi, Ascomycota, Eurotiomycetes, Eurotiales, Aspergillaceae.